Oncorhynchus tshawytscha (Chinook salmon) is the source of this 8385-nucleotide messenger RNA. RefSeq names its product protein shisa-7. Gene Ontology annotation, cellular component: dendritic spine membrane; AMPA glutamate receptor complex; postsynaptic membrane. The record is from RefSeq and is a predicted model, not a curated record. Lineage: Eukaryota; Metazoa; Chordata; Actinopteri; Salmoniformes; Salmonidae. Gene Ontology annotation, biological process: regulation of short-term neuronal synaptic plasticity; regulation of AMPA receptor activity.
GCUUUGCGGACCUUAGUGAGACCAGUCGCACAAUCCCAUAGGCAUUUUAUGAUCGGGGUCGGUCGGAAUUUCUGACUGAACUCUUAUAUCAGCCUGGAAUAAAUGGAACGUAAAUUUGCAGAGGAAAAUGUGUAGUUUAAUUCAGGAAACAAAAAUCUGGCGACCUUCCUUUUGCCGGUGUGAUAUACCUAUUGUGCUGCACUUGCUUGCUAUAGUGAGUUUCGUAGGAUAGCUAGAUUUGCGUUUUCUGGUACGGAUUUUUUUUACCAGACAAUUAUAUGUGCAACACAUGGAAUUUAUGCACAUCGUUUAGUUACAAAAUGUAUUUCACCGGGAAAAGUUAGACAAUAUUUCCAUAAACUUGCCAUUGCACAAAGGGUGGGCUAUUAUAAUAAUAGUUUAUUCCAUCGAUAGAGUCAACUAAAAGAGUUUAGCUCAGGCUAGUAAAAAUAAAUAGUGCAGAUAUGUCAUAUUGUCGACGGAUAUGCUGGUACACACAUUGGGCAGCAGUUUAUCGACCACAAAAUGAGGAGGGUUUGUCACAAUAGUCUUCCUUCAACAGUUUAUAAGACAGUCGUUAUUGCCUAACCAGAGCGAAUUUAUCGCAGCAAUCCAGUGCGCACGGUCUCCCCGGCUGUUAUCCGGCAGAACGCGCAGGAUCCACAAAUCUGUGAAGACAUUCCAGGCCUGAUCCCCUUUAUCCAAAUCUGAAGACGAUACUGGAAAUCAAGCAGAACUUUCAGGGAAUAGAAGAGUUCUUUAUAAAAACUUGGAACAACAGUGAGAUCUGCUGGUUGUAUUCUCCAUUGUUUUUAUUCACAUGUAUUGAAACAAGUAGAGCCAUCAGUGAUUCCAGCAGCCCCCCUGCCUCCCCUAUCCAUGCCUACAUGCUCAGCAACAGAUAAGAACUGUUUUGAUAAUUGUAUGUAAUUAUAAUUUGUGUGGGAGACGGAGCUGUCUCUGUCUAUUAUCACCUGUAACCUCAGACACAAUAACUCCACACAUUUACAUAUUUCUCUCCAAAAAUGCUUUUCUUUCAGUUUUAGGACCAAAUCAGGAAUAAUCAGAGUUAUUGAAGGAAUGGCACAUGUGAACUACAAUGUGCUAUUCAGUCCUCAACCAUCAUAAUGAGACACAACUGAAUUCAAUCUGUAGAGUUACAUCUAAACCUCAAGCUCUUUUCCUUGUAUAUUCUAUACUAGACCAUACAUACUAAGUUUGUACAUCUAAAAACAGAGGUACCCAUCCAGCCACUAGCUAAAAUGAAAACUGCUUUUUCAGCUGUCUAUUUGAUAUAAUACGAUUUGUCGUAACGUUUUAUACUUUCUCCUCAUUUGUGGUAUUCACUGUCCUCUGUCCUUAAUGUAGGGCGCUGGCUCUGUAGCCUUCAGCCCAAUCAGAGGAACAGUAAGUGCCUAUGCAUUUUAGAUAAGACCAUAAAACAUUUAAGUAAAUAAGUGGCCAAUGCAUUAUGUAGUUAGUGACCUGUGAUGUUUAUAUGCCUAGAAGGGCAAUGUCCUGCUUUAUAGUCACACAGUAUGUUUACACUUCGCCACAGCCAUUCAGUGCCCUGACCCGUCAAGAACCACAACCUCUCCAACUGCCAUUCAAAUGGUCUGCAACAUCUAAAAGCACAGGAACACAAAUGAUUUAGAUUUAUUUAGCAUGAGAUUUAUUUAGUACACAUCUUUUAUUUAGCAUAAUAUUGAAACAUUUACACAUUUAUAUGUAGAGAUUUUUCUACUUUUUCAGAGAAUAUUAGUUUACAGGUUGAGUCUAAGUGCAAACUGGGAAUGUAUCCAGCGCCAAAACGACAUGAUUGAAUCAUUAACUGUUUACAUUUUAGGAUGAAUGUUUACAGAGGACUGUUGCCCUUAAAACACAGGCCUAUGUGUCAUUUUGUGACAUAUCAUUUUACAAGUGCCAUAACUCAUUGAGGAAGCUUACUUCCUGUCUUCAGCUAAACAAAGCACAACGUGUUCAGGAAUACGUCAUGGUGAAGGUAAAAACCCUCUGUUUGACCUUUCAUCCAAGGAGAUUGCAUCUAUUUUUGUAUUUUUGCAUGUGAAUGUUAUAACCUCAAACUAACUUCACAUGAUUCAUAGCUAGGUUUUGUAUGGUAGAUAGGUUCUAGAACUAGGAGAAGAAAUAGACGAUCUGGGUUUGAUCAAGAUCAUCAUUUUCAAUUUACCCUUGUUUACUCUGUGAGGCUUAUACAGAUCUGAUUUUACUGUAAUGGGAUGCAGAAUAUUAUCACAGAAGAUGUUGAAGAUAAGAGUAACAGAAUGAAAGCCGUGUAAAUACCUCUGUCACCAAUGGUUGACACUUACAACUGGUUGACACUCAUGACUUCCAUCUCUUAAAGCAUAUCUAGAAUUUUUUCACGAAGUUCAUCAGACAUAUUCAUUAUUAAAUUGAGAUAUUUUGAAACUAUGAGUACCAAACAACUCAUACCUGAUACCUAAAUGUUUCAAAUAGUGUUUUAGUGGUUUAAUUCUGAAAAAAAGGACAGCAUUGUAACAGCGUUGAGUCGACAACAGAAAAUAGAGCUCUUAGUCAUGUAAAGAUGACGCCCACCACCAAUCUCCAAGUCUUCGCCGUCUCCCUCCUCUCUUUCCUUGCUGCCCCACUUACCACAGCUGAGGACAGCUCCCCCUCUCCCUCUCCCCUACGUACCGACCCCCGGCCUCGCCAGGGGGGCUCCACCGACCCCCCUCAGUCCGUCCCCAGCCCCCCUCUCCUCCUCCUGGCCAUCCAUGCCAACCUCCGCCCCGCUGCCCUCCGGGGCAGGCCCAAAGCUCCAGAGAAACUUCCAGAAUCCCCUGGGGUUCUGGAGACCCCUCCCCGACCCCUGGCCCAGAUCAUGUUCCCCAAGAAUGUGACGUCUGCGGCAGCGGGAGCCCUGGCUCCGCCGUUGGGCACGGCCCAGGUGGCUCCUCCUCCCCGCACACUGGUGGACGUGGACGUGUGCCAUGGUUACUAUGACGUCAUGGGCCAGUUGGACAACACCUUCAAUUGUUCCAAGGACAGCUUCAUCUACUGCUGUGGCAGCUGCCACUACCGCUUCUGCUGCCCCGACCCCACCCGUCGUUUGGAGCAGAGCAGCUGUACCAACUACGACUCCCCGGAUUGGGCCAAGACCCCGCCACCAAAUGCCAUACUCCUGGAUGAUGAUGAGCCGGAACUGGACCCUCUGCAGCCUCUGAGCCACAACACAGGCUUUGUGAUUGGAGGUGUCAUUGUGUUUAUGGUAGCGGUUGCCGUGGGGAUUAAGAUAAUGUUCAACAAGGUGUCGCAGCAGGCCAACAACGGAGAGAUCAACAUGCCAAGAGCGCUGGUGGACAUGUUGCGUCACCAGUCCAGUCCAGUGCAGCAGGAUGAGAGGAACAACAGCGUGGCUCUGUGUGGUUCAGGGGAGGGACAGGGUACGCUGGGCAGACCUCCCAAAAACCUCUACGCUCCUGGCCUGCCCAGCAAGGACAACAGACUGGGGAAUAUUCAACACAAUUUUAUCCAUUCAGGAACCAGUCCCAAUCACACUGCUACCAUCGAACACGCCCCCCGUAUGAACAACACCCAGCUGGCGGCAGGAGGAACUCUUCUGUCCAGCAAACACAACAAUACUAAAGAGCAGCCCUCCUUCCACCACUCCCUCCACAACCUGGCACAGCUCCCCCCAUCCUACGAGAACGCCACCAAGCCAGAGCUCAACAGAUACUCCUCGCUCAAACGCCUGGAAAAGAGUGGUCUUGAUGAAUAUUCAUCUGGCUACUGCACCACCAAGAGGCGUCCCCACACGGCCCAGCCCGCUCUCCAGUCCUCCAGUCACCACAUCCCCUGUGGCGGAGACUACAACACCAUGGGUGGGAGGGGCACCCUUCCUCGCCACGCCCCCCGCCCCUGGAUUCAACCCACCGGCCUACCCCCCGUCUCCCCCACGGUCAACCCCUACCCCCUGGACCCAACCGAGCAGCACUACAACCUCAACUACGACACCCUGUCCAAGCCUGCCAGGAAGGUCAUGUCGCAGGACCAGCUGCUCAACAUGGGGGACGUCCCUGGGAACACUGGGACCCUCUCCAGGAUGUCCAAGAACCAGCAGCACCAGUACUACAAAGCCAUGGCUGCUGCUACUAAGAACUCCAACACCCAGACCCUGACAAGGAAGCCCCAGGAUCGACCCCAGGAGCGGCCUCAGUCCAGCACCCAGACCCUGACAAGGAAGCCCCAGGAUCGACCCCAGGAGCGGCCUCAGUCCAACACCCAGACCCUGACAAGGAAGCCCCAGGAUCGACCCCAGGAGCGGCCUCAGUCCAACACGCAGACCCUGACACGGAAGCCCAGGAUCGACCCCAGGAGCGGCCUCAGUCCAAACCAGACCCUGACGAGGAAGCCCAAGGAUUGGCCCCAGGAGCGUCCCCAGGAUCGCCUACUCAUGUCCCCAGAUCACCUGGAGGAGAGCAUGGGUAGGGGUGUCGGAGGGAUGGGAGUGGGUGUGCAGGAUCCAUACGCCCAUGGAGGCGGGGGAGGCAUGGUCCCCACUCUCCCCCGGGGUGGUCUCACCCCUCAGCAGAAAGCCCAGUCCCAGCAGAAUGUAUGUGCCACGCCCUCCCUGGACCGCCACCACAUGAUCAAGAUGAACUCUCACCCCACCUCAGGGAGGGAGCAGGAGAGAAGCCAGGGCAUGACGGGGCAUAUGAGUGGAGGCAUGGGGGGCUGGGGUGGUAGCGAGAUGCCCGGGGCGGGGGUUGUCAUGGGAACGGGGACGCUAGGGGGCCACAGCGCCAAGAGGAUGGCUUUCGCUGCCAAGAGGCAGAACACUAUCGAGCAGUUACACUUUAUACCAGGAGGGGGCGACGGAGGAGCGGUAGGAGGAAGUAGAGGAGGAGGAAGUGGAGGAGGAGGGGGAGGCAGUCAGGGCAUCAGGACAGGCAGUAAGAAUGAGGUAACAGUGUGAGGGGCACCAGGUAGAAAUUGCCAUCAACUGCAGAUCUAGGAUCAGAUUAUCUCACCCCUAAACCCACCCUUGACCAUUAGGGGAUGAACAAAUAUCUGACUCUGUAUCAGUGGUUAGGGCAAAUUCUACCUACUGUGUGUGUGGUCUUCAUGAAGAGAGUAGACAUAUGAGAAUAGGAAGGGUAGAGAAGGAAAUAUGGUGAAUCAAUCUGUACAUAUAGGGAGAUGAAGGACUUGCUUAGAGGUCAAAAUGGUAGAGGAACGGAAUUAUCCUGCCAUUUUUAUAUAUGUGAUACAUCAGCCAUAUUUCAUAUCUAAUGUGCCAUAUUGCCAUACACUGAUUCCAUGAAUAACUGAAAAAAAAACGUGGGAGAAAUUAGAUAGCUAGGACUUAGUUAAGAAACUUGUUUGUUCAUGCAUAACCUCGUGUUUUAUAUCAAAUGUUUUACAGAAUACAGAAACUUUUGAGCCAUAUUAGAAAGGAGGGACCAAGAUAAUACAUCUAAGUAUGAGAGAGAGAAGAGUGGUGUACGGCCAGACUGUGUACUUCAGUGUUACAUAGAAAAACAGGUUACACUUGUAUCAAAGGAUGCUAUUUUCCUCAUGGAGCAUUGAACUGAUGAUCUUCAUGACCUAUGAUGUGGAAUGUCGGAUGAUGUAGGGUAUUGAAUCCGGGGAGUGGUGUACGAGUGAGCCCGCCUCAUUGUGACGCAGGAAAACAGAGCUGUCGAUAGUUGCUUCUUGUGUGAAUGAGUGAGUGACAUUGGGAAAAUUGCUUCCAUACAUUCUCUAGUUGCCCCCAGUAACUGAUCUGAGGUCAGUUUUGCAUCCCACCACCGCCUAAUAGUUAUGCUCAGCAUUUGGGGAGGUUGAGCUGAUCCUAAAUCUGUGCCUAAGUGCAACUUCUACCUGGAGCUCCCCUGUGACCCACAUGUCUUCAUCAGAACAACCAAAUCUGAUUGAGCCAUGAGUCACUAUGUUUGACGAGGAACUUCUCAGUUGAUCAGCCUACCAAUAGGAGGAUUAGCUACUGCAACUACAGGGUAUUUUCUUUCAUAGAGCACAAAAAGUACAGUAUGAUGCAGGUGUUGCACUUCAUAAUACGACUGACCUUCAAAGCCAUGCAUUGGGAUACAAAUAAAAUACCACAGAGAAAGCACGUCUGACAAUCACCAUUUUAUUAAUCUGACCAGAGGAGAACUGACACAAGCCAACAUUUCUACAGGACAAUACAAAUGAUUGGCUUCAGAGCAAGCCAAAGUGUAUGUGUCUAGGGAAUUGACUGUAACAAGGCAGUGGACUAUAAUGCAUACUGUAGGAUGACUCCAAUGAUGAAGCAGUCAUAUAUGAGGGUGAGACUCAGAAGAGACUUGGUUGGCUAGGAUGCCCUUCAUCAGAAGAGGACCUUGCUUGUUCGUAGUAACACACUCCAACCGUUCUCUAUUAGGUAGAAAUGUCAUAAUAUCAAUAAUAAUGCUUAAUAUUAAGGGCUAUCCUAUCCUACAUGUGUGGCUUUGGACCAUAUAAUACAGCAUAUUAAUGCUUUCACUUAAUUUGUGGUGUUGAUAUUGUCACUGACGUGUGAGUACUAAUGUCCUGUAGAUGCCUGGAGUCAAACUUGUAAAAAAAAACAUGAGCAGUUUUUUUCCAGCCCAGCUCAAAGAGGGAAACACUAAGACAGAAACGUUUUUGCACAAUCCCCUGAUAUUUGCACCAGAUAAAGACAGACAUAUUUUGUAUCACGUCUUAGUGGUUUACAUUGAGCAAAAAAAGGACACUCAGUCACUGGUGAUGCGCGGGUCUGUGUUUGAUAAACUUAAGGGACUUAAGAAAAUGAACAGACUUGUAUUCGACUAAGAGAGAAGUAUAACUGUAUAUAUAUAUCAUCUACAGUAUACAAAGUGUCUCAUAUUGCUUACAAAUGGACAGAAGAAAAAAAUCUGACAUAAUUCAGGAGAUAAAAUGACUGACAUGUUGAUACAGAUUUUCUUUUGACAAUCUUCCUAUACACAAUGGUAACUUACCCAGUAAGCAAAAUGGCAUCUUUUAGAUGUCCAUGGACGUCGGCGUCAGACGGUGUUCAUUGGGUAGUCCGUGUCGGUUAUUGUCAUGAUUACAACAAGUGUUAUUAUUAAUGAUUAUUAUAAUUGUUGUUAUAAUUAAUGGUUAUCUUAUAGUAAUGAUGUUGGUGUUAUUUUUCUUAGUGAGAUUUUAAGUGUUUACAUGUUUUUAGAUACCUAUCUUUCUCAUGACAUUUAGUUUGCUUUUGUUACAUCUGAACACAAAAUGGGGAUUCAAACUAACACUGUCUAAUCUUGAUGCAUGUCAACUCCAUGGCUUGGUAAUGCAUUGACCAUAUGCCUGAAUACAGGGAUUUAUUACAGUAUGUUUUGAGACAAAGGCCCAAUUACAAACCUCUCCCUAGUCCCUUUCCCUAGAUGGAGCCUUCUAUCUAGACUAUUUGAAAAUAUUGCAUAGGUAUUAGCAAAAGUUGUGUUGGUUCCACGUGUUGGGGUGGAUUGAUUACACUCACCGUUCACAAGGUCAGACAAUAUUGAUAGGGACUAGGGAGGGAAAAGUUCUGGGUUUGGGACCAAAUUGAAACACUUGCUAACACCACAGCCUAACCCAAUAAAACCCAAAGGGUUAACACAUGAUGUCACAAUGUAUGUGUUUACAUUAAUGUCUUAAACACAGGUAGGUAAAAGGGGUAUAACAGUAACUACCUGAAUGUUCAGUAACAGUGUCUUUUUUCAGGGAAUUAGGACAGCUAACCUAGUUUUAGAUUUGUAUUCAAGUCACAGAAAGUCUGUAGCAAUGUCUGUACUAUCGCCACAAGCCAUAACCAUUGAAACAGUCAUUACAUACACUUCUGCCAUUAUUUUGUACAUGGUAAACCUUUUUUUGUGUAAGUAUAUUGUAUUUUGUAUAGCUAGUACAAUCAGAAUAUUCUAAUGGGUUGUGGCUCUCUUCUAUAACACAUUAAUUUGAGGCUUCAACAAAUUAUAUGUGAGUAUUUAGUGGAAUGUACAGUGACCACCCAAAUGCUUAACAUUUAACAUAUUUCUAUAUAGCCUAUUAUGUGGCAACAGGGAUAUUUUUGAUGAGUAAUGACAAAUAACACAUGUAAUAGAUGGUGAAUAAAAUAAGACACAAAGAGAUGAAUGAAUAGGUGUAUGUUUCGACACCAUCAUUAAUUAAUUUAAACAUAUGUAGAACGACGAAGGAUAAAUCUAAAUCUAGAUUUGUAUGAGAUUAUAUAGAUUUGUAUGGGAUGAUAUUUACAAGUGAACUUCAUGAAUGUUUUCAUGACUAUUAUUAAUUUUAAUAUAUAAAGGCCUACUUUUAAUUUCUCCAAUGCAUUUUGAUCCCCUUGGAUACAGCAGUGAUCAAACACUACAUUUGUAAAAUAAAGUUGGUGGAAAAGGU